UUUGAGGAGGUACUUGCUAUAUUAACAGUAACUACUAAAUUUCUUCAACAGUAUAAUUUCCUUUUCUCCCCACUGUACUUGGUGUCAUGCAAGACUCUACUCAUACUGAUUAAGGAUACUGGAAGAGUGACGAUCAGAGAAUUGUGAGUGUGAAACCUUAAUGAGCAUAAUAAGCUCCUCAUACAGACGAAGGAAUUACCCAUCGCUUUAAGUACUGUUGCUUUUACUUUAACCAGACCACUGUGACAACUAGAAAAGCUCCUGUGACAAAAACCAAGAAAAUCUAAUAUAAAUGAACAAUAACUCGACAUGCAUUCAACCAUCCGUGAUUUCUACCACAGCUUUACCGAUCAUUUACAUCUUUUUGUGUAUUGUUGGUCUCUUUGGAAACUCACUUGCUCAGUGGGUAUUUUUAACAAAAAUAGGUAAGAAAACAUCAACACAUAUCUACUUGUCAAAUCUUGUGACUGCAAACUUACUUGUAUGCACUGCUAUGCCUUUCAUGGGCAUAUAUUUCUUGAAGGGUUUUUAUUGGAAAUAUCAAUCUGUACAAUGCAGACUGGUCAAUUUUUUGGGAACUUUAUCCAUGCAUGUAAGCAUGUUUGUCAGCCUCUUAAUUUUAAGCUGGAUUGCCAUAAGCCGCUAUGCUACCUUAAUGAAAAAGGAGUCCAUGCAAGAGGCCACCUCAUGCUACGAGAGAAUGUUUUAUGGCCAUUUACUGAAAAGAUUUCGCCAGCCCAACUUUGCCAGAACAAUGUGUAUUUAUAUAUGGGGAGUUGUGCUUGUCGUAAUUAUUCCAGUUACCCUAUACUACUCAGUGGUCGAGGCUACAGAAGAAGGAGAGAGCCAGUGCUACAAUCGGCAGAUGGAACUGGGAGCCAGCCCUUCUCAGAUUGCGGGUCUCAUUGGAACCACAUUUAUUGGAUUCUCCUUUUUAGUAGUAGUAACAUCAUACUAUUCUCUUGUCAGCCAUCUGAGAAGAGUAAGGACUUGUACCUCCAUUACUGAGAAAGAUUUGACCUACAGAUCUGUGAAAAGACACCUUUUGAUCAUCCAGGUCCUCCUAGUAGUUUGCUUUCUUCCAUAUAGUAUUUUUAAACCCAUUUUUUAUGUUCUGCACCAAAGAGAAGGAGACUGUCAGCAGCUGAAUUAUUUAAUAGAAGCAAAAAAUAUCCUCACUUGUCUUGCAUCAGCCAGAAGUAGUACAGACCCCAUAAUAUUUCUUUUAUUAGAUAAAACAUUCAAGAAGACACUAUAUGAGCUCCUUGCAAAAUCUUAAUUCACUGCACAUACUACCAUAUGGUUGGCUUUUGGAUAGAAAACACCACAAAUAGAAAAAAAUGCAUCUGACUCUACUAGUGACAUUAACGGGCACUAAGAAAACCUCUAUGAGUUUUUAAAAAAGAUAUAUGCAUAAAAUUGGACUUAUAGUUCUACUUAUAUUGAAAGACUAGAUGGCAGAGACUUUUAGAAACAAGUCAAGUAUACCAAAAGGUUUCGAUUGUAUAUGCAGUUAGAAUUUUUUUCUUCAGUCAGUUGUGAAUCUUCUGUUCAAAACACAAUAUUUUAUGACAAAGAACCAAAAAGGUUUAUGGGUUUGCCUGCUUUCUAACCUAAUGCAAGUACCUAUCUAUGGUCAGAUUUGAUUUGUUGUUAACUUGAAAAAAUAAUUAGAAAAAUGUAAGUACUGGAAAAGUCAACUAGUAAGAAAUGUCUUUAUUUAAAUCCCAUCUAACUGCAUGAAUAAUACAGUGUGAAGUCAAUUUGGUAUUAUUUGGCUCAUUUUACUGGGAAAGGCGAUAUUCAAUGAUUCUAAUAUUUAAUACAUAGACUUCACUUACAAAAAUUUGGAUUACAUUUGUCAAAAUAAAAACUAUAUAUAUAUAUAUAUAUAUAUAUAUAUAUAAUUAUAUGCCCAACUAUAUGCUAUUUUUAUAUAUUUCCAAUAUAAAUAGUAGCACUAUCAAUAAUGACAGUACCUGCCAUAUGUAUAAUUAAUUAUUGUAAAUUAAAGAAAUUUAGUAUAAAGAAGUGUAAUCAUGUUGGAUAAAAGGCUGGCCUCUGGAUUCAAACUCUCUGGGUUCAAUACUAGCUCCAUCUCUUAUUUAGCUGGAGAAUCUUGGGCAAAUUACUUACCUUCUUUACAUAUUAGUUUCUUUAAUUUUGGAACAGAAAAUAUGACCUGAUUCAUAUCACUAUUAUUAAAUCAGAUGCUGUUUGUAUUGUGAGCUACCAGCUAGUCAGUACUUGAUAUGUUUUGACUACCCUCUGUGUAUAUGUUUCAGGAUUAUAAUUUUAAUCAUCACAACCACAAAGCAGGUUAAUGUACACACUGAUGAAAAACCCAGAUAUAAAUUAAGUGAUUAUCCCAAUUCCUCCAGUGUUUAAGAAGCAAUCAUUUUUUAGUCAUAAUUUCUUUCAUGUAAUCUUGCCAGUAAGAAAAAGUGAUUAAAUUCUGUAUUGUAUAUAUUAUGAUUAAAAAUAAAAAAGUGUUCUCCAAA
This is a messenger RNA of Mastomys coucha (southern multimammate mouse), 2501 nucleotides long. It is a transcript of the gene Gpr82, whose product is annotated as G protein-coupled receptor 82. The record is from RefSeq and is a predicted model, not a curated record. Gene Ontology annotation, molecular function: G protein-coupled receptor activity. The coding region runs from base 293 to 1279 and encodes 328 amino acids. Gene Ontology annotation, cellular component: membrane. Lineage: Eukaryota; Metazoa; Chordata; Mammalia; Rodentia; Muridae. Gene Ontology annotation, biological process: G protein-coupled receptor signaling pathway. The transcript has 3 exons.